This is a messenger RNA of Pararge aegeria (speckled wood butterfly), 1470 nucleotides long. RefSeq names its product sugar transporter ERD6-like 9. Lineage: Eukaryota; Metazoa; Arthropoda; Insecta; Lepidoptera; Nymphalidae. Gene Ontology annotation, cellular component: membrane. The transcript has 3 exons. Gene Ontology annotation, molecular function: transmembrane transporter activity. The coding region runs from base 1 to 1470 and encodes 489 amino acids. The record is from RefSeq and is a predicted model, not a curated record. Gene Ontology annotation, biological process: transmembrane transport.
AUGGACGAUCAAAGUAAUAAAUCUGUUAAUUGGAUUUAUUUCUUCAGACAGCUUUUCUCAUGCGGCGGAAUUGUAUUGAACUUUUUUAUAUUUGGCUUAUAUAUGGGUGCACACACUGUAAUAAUUCCGCAAUUAAGGAAAGAAGCAAAUUCAACAGAUGUCGUAUCACCAGAAAUGGCAUCAUGGUUGUCCUCUAUUUCUGCCUACAGUGCAAUUCCCUGGGCAGUAAUUUUGCCUAUAAUAGCAUUUCGCUUUGGACGCAAAAUUCCCAUGAUUUUGAUUACUCUCAAUGUGAUCAUUGGGAAUAUCGUAUUCUAUUGUAGUACCAGUAUCAACCAACUUAUAUUAAGUCAAGCUUCGUUAGGAAUGUUCGUAAGUUCAAUAAUGACAAUUACAGUCAUGGUUGUGUCAGAGUACACGGCACCUAAAUACAGAGGUAUUAUAUUGACCCUCAAGGGGGCUACAUUUUUUUGGGGAGUUUGGAUCUCAAAUGCUAUAGGAACGUUUUUUCAUUGGAGAAAUAUUGGCAUCGUAGUUUUUGUCUGCAGUAUUUAUAAUCUAAUAUCUUGUAUGUUCUACUAUGAAUCGCCUUAUUGGUUGGCAAUAAAAGGACGUUUUGAUGAAUGUGCAAAAGUUCACCGAUAUUUAAAAGGUACAGACGAACUCUCAGAGGAAGAAUUGAGAAAGCUUAUCUUAUCUCAAAAAGAGCAUUUAAAUUUUAAAACUGAACGUAAUGAGAUAAAAAAACAAAGCAAAACUAUCAAAAUCCUAAAAGUAAUACAAAGUGAGGGUUUUUAUAAACCUCUCGUGUAUGCAAGCUUACCGAUAUUACUGUACAAUUUAUCAGGUAAGGUAGCUUGCAGUGUGUACGCUAUAAGCAUUAUAAAAAAAAUCACAUCCAGUGAAAAAAUGGCAUAUGAAGGCAUGCUUAUAUUGGAUGCUGUGACUGUAGUUGGUAUGUACUUAGGAUGUGCAUUAUGUAAAAUCAUGAAACGUCGAAAACAAUUGCUAAUUUUUUCUUCUACGGGAGUGGGUUUCUUAUACAUGUUAUCAAUUUACUUAUACAUGAUAAAACAAAAUGUUGUUUCAGAGAAUAAUAAUGUUGCUUUGUUAUUGCUGACGGGGUUUUCUGUAAGCAUCAGCUGCGGGCCCAUAAUUCUUGCAACUGCUUGUUCUGCAGAAUUGUCACCAUUGCGAUACAGAAGUUACUUUGUCAGUUGUCUCGCACUUUUAGCUAACAUAGUGUUUGCGACGACUCUCAAAAUUUCCCCGCUCAUUUUUAAACAUUUUGAUAUACAUGGUGCGUUUCUCUUUUACGCUGUGUCAGCGAAUGUUUUUAUUUGUCUUUUAUAUAAAUAUUUGCCGGAAACAAAAGAUAAAACUAUACAAGAAGUACAUGAAUUGAUAACAGGUGUUAUUCAAAAUGUAUCAGUUAAAAAAGAACUCCUGCCUUUAAAUACUCCGCAAUAA